Nymphaea colorata (pocket water lily) is the source of this 2384-nucleotide messenger RNA. RefSeq names its product lysine histidine transporter-like 8. The record is from RefSeq and is a predicted model, not a curated record. The coding region runs from base 613 to 2262 and encodes 549 amino acids. The transcript is spliced from 5 exons. Gene Ontology annotation, cellular component: plasma membrane. Lineage: Eukaryota; Viridiplantae; Streptophyta; Magnoliopsida; Nymphaeales; Nymphaeaceae.
CUUCCUGGCCACCGACAUAUGAAGAAUCGACUCCAUGAAUGACUCGGUCAGUCACUGUGACAUGCUGUUCGUGGCAGCACGCGUGCAGCGUGGCUUCGGGAAGAAGAAGAAGGAACACAUGAAAAGGAAGAAAAAGGAGCAGUAAGAAUGGCAGCAGAGCAGGGUCAUGUUCGUGGACAGUGAUGCGUGCCGACGACCCAUCCCCAAGAUCUCCUCAAAUCACAAUAAAUUUGUCGGGAGGAAUCUCUAUGCUUGUUCAAGGAACCGCUUCUCUCUCUCUCCGAGUCGCAAUCAGACUCGGUCUGCACUUAGUAUAAGUAAGUUCUAGGGAAGAUCCAUCAGUGAGGAAACCAGGGAGAUAGGGAUUGAUCGAGAAGGACUCGGUUUUUUUAUUCAUCCUUCACUUUAAACUCUGAAUCGGGAUGUGACACUGGUACUCUCAUUAAGCGCCAUUAUUUCAAGUACCCCCACACUCUCACCACACCACUGCUCAGCGCACUGCUGCAAAAGUGUAGUCACCAAGCUACCUCAGGGAGAGAGAAGAGAGAGAGGAAAGGGGUAGUGAGCAGGUCGUUUCAAUCUGAUCAGAAAGACAGAGACAAAGACAGGAGGAUGGAAGAGAGAGGAGGAGGUGGUGGUGCCGCUGCUGGGGGAGAGUCUGAGUUGGUGUCGAUUCCGGCGACCCCACGGGUGGCGACGCCGCCAUUCACGCCGGACAUCCUGUCGACGUCCCACUCGAGGGCGCUGACGCCGUCGGGGCAGCGUUCCCCUCGUCAGAUGUCCUCCUCCCUGGUGUCGCCGGCGGGGGGUGUGAAGACGCCCAGGACGCCGUGGACGCCGUCCUCCCUCAUCUCCCCACGCUUCCUCAGCCCGAUUGGCACCCCCAUGAAGCGCGUUCUCAUCAACAUGAAGGGCUACCUGGAGGAGGUUGGACACCUCACUAAGCUCAACCCGCAGGAUGCCUGGCUUCCCAUCACCGAGUCCAGGAAUGGCAACGCCCAUUACUCUGCCUUCCACAACCUCAAUGCCGGCAUUGGCUUCCAGGCCCUUCUCCUACCCGUCGCCUUCGCCUUCCUUGGUUGGACAUGGGGAAUUUUAUCUUUAACCAUUGCGUAUUUUUGGCAACUUUACACGUUAUGGUUGCUAGUGAGAUUGCAUGAAGCUGUUCCUGGAAGGAGGUAUAACAGAUAUGUCGAGCUAGCACAGGCAGCUUUCGGGGAAAGACUUGGUGUCUGGCUUGCACUCUUCCCAACAGUCUAUUUAUCUGCGGGGACAGCAACAGCCAUAAUCUUGAUUGGUGGGGAGACCAUGAAACUCUUCUUUCAGAUUGUCUGUGGUCCUGUUUGCCAAACCAACCCUUUAUCUACAAUUGAAUGGUAUUUGGUUUUCACGUCACUCUGCAUUGUUCUUUCCCAGCUACCAAAUCUAAACUCCAUUGCUGGCCUGUCACUCAUUGGAGCAGUGACUGCCAUUACUUAUACUACCAUGGCUUGGGUUCUGUCUGUUAGUCAACCGAGAUCCCCUACGAUCUCCUACCAGCCCCUUAGCCUUCCUUCUUUCUCUGCCUCGUCAUUCACAGUAUUGAAUGCACUUGGCAUUGUCGCCUUCGCAUUUAGAGGUCACAACCUAGCGUUAGAGAUCCAAGCAACAAUGCCAUCAACAUUCAAACAUCCAGCGUAUGUACCAAUGUGGAGAGGAGCCAAGGUAGCAUAUGCUUUCAUUGGCAUGUGCCUCUUUCCUAUAGCAAUUGGUGGAUUCUGGGCCUACGGUAAUCAGAUGCCUCAGGGGGGCAUAUUGAGUGCACUUUAUGCUUUCCACAUCCAGGACAUUCCUCGUGGGCUCCUUGCCACCACCUUCUUGCUAGUGGUAUUCAAUUGCUUGAGCAGUUUCCAGAUCUACUCAAUGCCGGUUUUCGACAGCUUUGAAGCGGGCUACACCGGCCGAACCAACCGUCCAUGCUCACUCUGGGUCCGGUGCGGCUUCCGAGUCUUUUAUGGCUUCAUUUCCUUCUUCAUCGGUAUAGCUCUUCCCUUCCUUUCUAGUAUUGCAGGCCUGCUUGGAGGCCUGACCCUGCCGGUCACAUUUGCAUACCCUUGCUUCAUGUGGGUUCUCAUCAAGAAGCCCCGCAGAUACACCUUCAAUUGGUAUCUUAACUGGACCCUUGGCAUACUUGGUACUGGAUUUAGCUUGGCCUUCUCCGCUGGUGGUGUGUGGAGUAUGGUGAACAGUGGGCUCAAGCUUAAAUUCUUCAAGCCAAACUAAGAUUGUGUUUAUCACCAUAUUGAGCUUGUAUGCACCACUUUGCCGGGUGUUUAAUCUACAUUCAAGAUGCUUGUAGUACCAUCGUAUAAAUAAAUAUCCACAAAGAAGUUGCUGUGUUUGCA